Molecule: messenger RNA, 1224 nt
Organism: Bombyx mori (domestic silkworm)
Lineage: Eukaryota; Metazoa; Arthropoda; Insecta; Lepidoptera; Bombycidae
Gene: Or-27
Product: olfactory receptor 27
Exons: 4
Coding region: 1-1224 (407 amino acids)
Biological process (GO): detection of chemical stimulus involved in sensory perception of smell; sensory perception of smell
Cellular component (GO): plasma membrane
Molecular function (GO): odorant binding; olfactory receptor activity
Source: RefSeq, marked provisional
AUGCCCAGUUCUUUUUUUCUGCCGAAUUUGGAAAAUCCCGAUUAUCCAUCGUUAGGUCCGACUCUAAAGGGUCUAAAAUAUUGGGGUAUGUGGCAAUCGGGCGGGAUUAAACGGAUUUUGUACAAUUCAAUUCACGCAUUCGCUACGUUUUUCGUGAUCACCCAAUACGUGGAGCUUUGGAUUAUCCGGAAUAACGUCGAGCUAGCAUUGAGGAACCUCUCUGUCACGAUGCUUAGUACCGUUUGCGUCGUAAAAGCCGGUACUUUUGUCUGCUGGCAAAAAUAUUGGAGCGGCAUUAUCGGAUUCGUCUCCAAUUUAGAAAAGGAGCAACUGUCGAAAAAUGAUGCCGCCACGCAGGCCGCUAUCGUCAAGUACAUCAAAUAUUCACGCCGGGUCACCUAUUUUUAUUGGAGUUUGGUCACAGCCACUGUUUUUACAGUGAUUUUAGCGCCACUGGUUGGUUUUUUGUCAUCACCAGAACGUGAAUUGAUAGCGAACGGUACUUUACCAUAUCCUGAAAUAAUGAGCUCAUGGGUACCGUUCGAUAGAUCGAGAGGCUUCGGUUAUUGGGUAACGGCUUUAGUGCACACUUUGAUCUGUUUCUACGGAGGCGGUGUGGUUGCGAACUACGACUCUAACGCGGUUGUUUUAAUGUCGUUUUUCGCUGGACAAAUGAAGCUUUUAUCUAUAAACUGUUCGAGAUUGUUCGAUGAUGGUAACGAGGUCAUUAGUAACAAUGAAGCCAUGAAGAGAAUUAAGGAAUGCCAUUAUCACCACGUGUUUUCCACCAUUUUUAACUCACUGAUGUCACCAGUCUUGUUUUUAUACGUUAUAAUAUGUUCGCUCAUGCUUUGUGCGAGUGCUGUGCAAUUGACGACGGACGGAACUUCAAACAUGCAGCGUAUUUGGAUUUCUGAAUACCUUAUGGCUUUAAUAGCGCAGCUUUUCCUGUACUGUUGGCACAGCAACCAGGUUCUAUAUAUGGCCCUAGAGGACCGGCUCGGGGGGCUUUUUGAAGCGUGCCUCGAGUCGGGACGGUUCCCGUCGAAAUGGAAGACGGGCAGACUGGUCCUUCUGAGGAAGGACGGGCGCCCCGCGGACUCUCCCGCGGGCUAUCGCCCCAUCGUGUUGCUGGACGAAGCGGGCAAAAUGCUCGAGAGAAUCGUCGCGGCCCGCAUCGUCCGGCACCUGACCGAGACGGCUCCCGAUCUUUCGGCGGAGUAA